AUGUCAGGCGAUUCCGCCGGUUUCGAGGUCGGCACCGUGAGCUCGGCUGACCUCGCAAGACACCUCAAAUUGCUCCGGAAUGAUCUAUUUCGCCGAUGUCGAAACCAGCAGACAGCUCGUCCAACUUCAGGGGCAGUCGCUGUCCAAGGCACGCAGUCUGAUGUCCCCGGCACUGUGAACUCCUUGCGUUCUGUCAUGGGAAGGAUGGCUUCGGCAAGAACUCCUGCCAGCCCCUACCGGCAGAGUGCUCGUCCUUCACAGCAGCGCCUCACCUUGAGUUCCCGUGCGACAGAAGACAGUGUAGGAGGUGGUUCGGAGGUUCCUCAGGAAAGACAAGUGACCCACAGGCUCGCGUCUUCCCGAUCUGCUUCUCCGGUGGUCGACACCGGAAGCGACUCCUCUUCUACAGCGUGCCGAUCCCCGAAAGGCACAGGCGUUGAGAAGAAAAAACAAACUGCUCGCAGAAGUCCACUGUCCCACCGGUCCAGCUGCUCUCCGUCGCCAAAAGAAUCGGACUCGCGGGGCUCGCGGGUCGCAUCGACUAAGGCUGGGGAACGCAAGAAGACCGCGACCGAAACAGCCGUUUCAGUGCAAAGUCGAGCUCUCCAACAAAAGUUCCAGGGCUUAACGGCGAAAUACUCGAACCUUGUCCGUUUGGCCGCUGGUACGUGCAGCAAAUAGGCAUCGGUCUGUCAGUGUGUAUGUACAGUUUGUAUGUACAGUUGCGCACGACGAAAAAAAUGAUUACAGAAUCUUCCAAGACUGUUAGCGCUAAAAAAGGAGUCGUCGACAAUGAAGAAGAUAGAGCAGAGGAUCUCCUGAUCAGAGGAAGCAUUCGUUUCUGGAUCUGAAUCAGUCCGUGCUUUGGAUUGGCUGAGUGACCUAUCCAUGUAGAACGCUUGUGGCUUGAACGUGAACGCAGGCUACAAGGCAAAGGCAAAGGAGUCUGCUGAACAGCUCGACGAAGCCAAAGGGGCGAACCGAAAGGUGUUUACCUAUCACGGUAGACUCUUUUGUGUAUCUGAUGCAGAAACGUUAGGCUUGUUAUUAGAAUCAAAAAACACGCGUUCUUUCCCGUUCCGCGGUGACCGAAGUAGUCGACAGAGAUGGCCUUUUCGAACGGAGUCUUUACCACAAAGGAGCGGCAUAGACAGCUUGACAGUAACUUCGUAUAGUUCACCCUGUGGGCCCUAGACGAAAAGCAUCGUUUCUUUUCAUAGGUCCAAGGCCAAGACCGUCUGAGUUGGGCAGACCAACAGGACAGGUGCAUCCUUGCUCGGAUUGUGUAGAAAGCUGUGAAUGGCCGGAGAGGCUGGCGCCACUUUUACUUUCUCAUCGCUCCUGCGGGGGUGCUCUUCGUAGCUUACAGAAGAUCUUGCGGCCGCUGAAGGGCUUCUGGAGCAGUUGAGGGCUAACACAGUGAGCAAGCAUGACCAUGAUGACGUCAAAGCGCUCUUGAGCGAUGCGCAAGAGACGAUCAAAUCAAGGGCUGCGGAGGUGGAGUUGGUCAAAAAACAGCUCCAGGCAGAACAGCAGGAGAAAGCCAAGCUACAAGUGGCUUUGAGUGCCAUGAAACGUAUGUGUGUCUAGUUGGUUCUAAAAUCGAGGUCACUGUCGUGUCGUGCAUGUGCGGUCGCUGCCUUGAGUGUUCUCCGGCAUCGCUUUUUUUCUGCCCUGAUGUAGAUAUAGAGCCUUGUAGGCAGAGACUCUGGCGGACCCAUCGACGCGCAGGGCGGUACCUCACAUGGACAAAAGGAACGGCAACAAAACCGUUCAGAAACUGUACGGACACGGGAUUCGCAAUGGGGUG
Messenger RNA from Toxoplasma gondii ME49, 1810 nucleotides. RefSeq lists its product as hypothetical. The record is from RefSeq and is a predicted model, not a curated record. NCBI's taxonomy places the organism in Eukaryota, Apicomplexa, Conoidasida, Eucoccidiorida, Sarcocystidae. The transcript is spliced from 4 exons. Bases 1 to 681 code for a protein of 226 amino acids.